Messenger RNA from Helianthus annuus (common sunflower), 1382 nucleotides. RefSeq names its product protein CONSERVED IN THE GREEN LINEAGE AND DIATOMS 27, chloroplastic. The record is from RefSeq and is a predicted model, not a curated record. The coding region runs from base 136 to 1047 and encodes 303 amino acids. The transcript is spliced from 7 exons. Lineage: Eukaryota; Viridiplantae; Streptophyta; Magnoliopsida; Asterales; Asteraceae.
ACUUAAAAUAAAACAUGGUCCCCAAAGGCCAAAACUAUUAACAAUCAAAGCAAGAAACACUCAAGUAUUGGUUAAUAAUCUCAUUGCAAGCAGGUUUAUCUCCUGGAAUUUGUUCAAGUUCCAGGAAAUAAACAAAUGAUCAGGCUAAAUGUGUACUGUUCUUUACUUUCAUGUCCAAGUCAAAAACUGAAAGAUCACCACAGACCGGUUCGUUACGAAUGGAACCGGAGCUCAUCUAAGAGGAUUGUUACAAGCAUGGCGCUUAAAGAUGAGAUGGACGGUCGGUUUAGUAACUUACCGGGCCAGAGCUGGGAACCGGGCUUGGAAAUUGAGGUCCCCUUUGAGCAAAGACCGGUGAAUGAGUACUCAUCUCUGAAAGAAGGAGCGUUAUACUCGUGGGGGGAACUAAAACCGACAUCCUUUUUCCUACGGCUUGGAGGGCUCUGGCUGGUGACAUUUACUGUUCUUGGAAUCCCAGUAUCAGCUUCCAGCUUUAAUCCUUCAACUGAUCCUUUACGGUUUUUACUAGCUGCAGGAACAGGGACCCUUUUUCUUGUAUCAUUAGUUGUUUUGAGGAUUUAUCUGGGAUGGAGUUACGUGGGUGACCGACUGUUAUCGGCAGUGAUACCCUAUGAAGAAAGCGGUUGGUAUGAUGGACAAAUGUGGGUAAAGCCUCCAGAGAUUCUGGCCCGUGACAGAUUAUUGGGGUCAUACAAGGUCAAACCGGUCAUUAAAUUGCUGAAACAAACGCUAGUUGGAACGGGUGUCCUACUCGUCACAGCCGUUUCAUUGAUCAUUUUCGCCACACCAGUAGAAGAUUUCAUCCUAAAAACUUUUGCAAAUCAAGAAAACAUUUCAACAACAAAGACAACCGCCAAUAUGAGCAAAGAAGAGCUCCUAAGUCUACCAUUGGGGGUGAAAGCCGAUGAUGAUUUAGCAGCAGCAGCUGCUGAGGCUGCAGACGGACGGCCAGUCUACUGCAGGGACAGGUACUACCGUGCACUAGCAGGCGGCCAAUAUUGCAAGUGGGAGGACCUGCUUAAGUAGUCAACAACACACAAGCCAGUAACUACUCAUAUGUUCGACUAUGUGAAAAAAACAUAUAUAGCUUUAAUUUGCAAUUUUGAGAUGCUAGUGGGAGAGACGUUCAAGAAACGAAGAAAGAAGAAACACUGCAACGAGAUAGAAGUCGAAGAAAUUAGCAUGCGAAUAGAAUGAUGUGUGGUGUUUAAUGUGUAUAGCAUUAAAAGGUAGUAUAAAGAAGAAUCACUUGAUCAUCUCCCAAGUAACUUUGCAUCUUUCUUGCAUUAAAAGAUAUUAGUACAUCAUGACUUUAAUUAAUAUAGUCAUAUUUUGCAAUACACCAUGAGUGUUUGUUUUUU